AUGGAGGCAGACAGUAUAAACAACGACCUCCUUCAGUAUGAGCCCUUACGUACGGCCAUCAACAAUGGUGAUUGGGUUUCUGCAAACGAUUUCCUUAGCCGCCACGAAGAUGCAAAGAGUGCAAAAAUUUCAGUCAAUGGACGUUCUGUUCUUCACGUGACUGCCCUUGCAGGACAUACGAAAAUUGUGGAGAAGUUAGUGGAGUUAAUGUCAGCAGAGGAAUUAGAAAUAAAAGACGACGACGGUUUGACAGCUCUAGCUCAGGCUGCUGUUCUACAAAGUACUUAUCGGAUGGUAGAUUGCAUGAUUACGAAGAACACUCAUUUGCUUGACCUCCCAGACAAUUUGAAUCGUAUUCCAGUUGUAAUGGCUCUCGAGUAUGGAAACAUUGAAGUAGCUCGCUAUCUCUACUCUGUCUCUCUGCCAUAUCAAACAUUAAGUGACAGCGAUGCUUCCACGCUUCUUACCCUGUUCAUGCGUUUCAAAAAAUUUGAUAUUGCCUUGCACUUGCUCCAGCGUUGCCCAGGUUCUGCUAUUGUUCCAAACCAGUUCGAUUUCCCUUUGGCCACAUUGGCUUGGAUGUCUUCUGCCUUCCCGAGUGGGAACCAGCUGGUGUUUUGGACAAACUGGAUCUACUCCUAUAAACGUAGAUUGAAGCCUGUCCACACAGAUCUUCACCGUAGGCUAGAGAUCUUCCGGCGAAAUGCUCUUGAUUUAUCUCCGUCGAGAAGCUCUCCCUCCGUUGAACACGACUCCGCCACCUCCAGCUCCAACAACCCAGAGCUAGCCUCAGACAGAGGAGGAUCCCCACCCGGAGUUGUUCUCACCAAGGCAAGGACAUCCGGUCACAGCCAGCACUGCCGCCCCUAG
This is a messenger RNA of Alnus glutinosa, 870 nucleotides long. RefSeq lists its product as uncharacterized. The transcript has 4 exons. NCBI's taxonomy places the organism in Eukaryota, Viridiplantae, Streptophyta, Magnoliopsida, Fagales, Betulaceae. The coding region runs from base 1 to 870 and encodes 289 amino acids. The record is from RefSeq and is a predicted model, not a curated record.